CGGAGUUUGACUGGCAAUGGAGUAGGACGUGUUUGACUUGAGCUCCCGCCGAACUGCUGCAAUUUUAAGUUAUUUCGCGCUUUACAUUACAAAAACUUUGGUGAUUCUGCUCUGAACCUGUUUCUGAACCAAGAAAAGUGUCUAUAUGUGAGGCAAUGGCUGAAAAACUACGCAAAUAUCAGUACGACGGAUCAGUCGAUACUAGGCCUAACACUGCCCCGCCACCGAGUUCAACCGUCACCCGAUCUCGGGUGACUCCUCCCGCUUCAACCAGCCCAGAGAAGAUGGACGCUGUAGCCUUGAAAUCCGACAUUCUUCGCACGCUUAAGGCGGACAUAUCGGCGGUGAUUAAAUCCGAACUGAAAAAUGCGCUUGCCGAGGACUCCAAUGCCCUCAAAACCGAAAUCCAAGCGGUUAAAUUGGAAAUAAUAAACAACACAGCAGCGAUCCAUUCGGAGAUGGACAAAAUGAAGGCUACUAUCAAGGAUGUGGAAGGCGGGCUAUCGACGUGGUCGGACGAGGUGACAACUUUGCAGUCUGUGGUCGCUGACUUGAAAACAGAGGUAGCUGGGCUAAAAGGCAAAUGCGAAGACAUGGAGGGAAGAAUGCGGCGGUGCAACAUAAGAAUUCUGGGAGUAGCUGAGACGGAUGGAUCAAGCUCUACUGUGUCGGUGUCGAGGCUGCUGAGAGAAAUACUACAGCUGGAUAAAGAUGUGCUUGUGGACCGCUCGCAUAGAAGCCUGGGUCCGAGAAGACCAGAUGGGAAACCACGCGCCAUCGUAGCUAAACUCCACUAUUAUCAAGACUGUGUCGAUGUGCUGAGCCGUGCGCGCUCUCAGGCUCCGCUGAGAUUCAACGGGGUCUCGAUCGCCAUAUUUCCAGACUAUACUGCAAGCGUCGCCAAGGCCAGGGCUGCGUUCACGGAGGUUCGGAAAUUGCUGCACAAACGCGAGGACGUCCGAUUCGGCAUCUUAUUCCCAGCCCGACUACGCAUCACACAUGACGCUGCUGUCAUGUGGGGUUGGUCAUCCUCGGUCAUGGGUAAGUGAUGCUCUGACUCAUUUCAAGGGC
This is a messenger RNA of Hypomesus transpacificus, 1071 nucleotides long. RefSeq lists its product as uncharacterized. Gene Ontology annotation, molecular function: single-stranded RNA binding. Gene Ontology annotation, cellular component: ribonucleoprotein complex. NCBI's taxonomy places the organism in Eukaryota, Metazoa, Chordata, Actinopteri, Osmeriformes, Osmeridae. The coding region runs from base 156 to 1049 and encodes 297 amino acids. The record is from RefSeq and is a predicted model, not a curated record. The transcript has 2 exons. Gene Ontology annotation, biological process: retrotransposition.